This is a messenger RNA of Arachis stenosperma, 2292 nucleotides long. RefSeq lists its product as uncharacterized. Bases 1 to 2292 code for a protein of 763 amino acids. Lineage: Eukaryota; Viridiplantae; Streptophyta; Magnoliopsida; Fabales; Fabaceae. The transcript has 3 exons. The record is from RefSeq and is a predicted model, not a curated record.
AUGGAGGGUACCGCAAAUUUGGUGGUGUAUCGCAAUGGUGAGAUAAUACGAAAUACUCAUGAGGGAGUUCGGUUUGUGUGUCAAAAUCCGUUUUCGUUUGUGGUUCCAUGCACGAUGACGUUAAUGGAGCUUCCGAAUGGUCUCUGUCAAAGCAUGGAGAACAAUACGUUAAUGAGAGUGAGCAGAAUUCUGUACCGGAAUCCGGUUAUUGUUUUUGGUGGUUUAAUACAGUUUGAUACCAUGCCAAUCACAGACGAAGUGAGUAUGCAGAAUAUGUUUCAAAUUCACCGGCAGACUCAGAUGCGACAGCCACAGAUUGAGCUGUAUGUUGAGUUUGAAACCGUAGAGGCAGAAGGGACUCAAAAUGAUUUAGAGGUGGCGGAUGAUAGAAACGCAGUGUAUGAGGGAAUGAAUAGUGACAGUGACGAGGACUUCGAAGCCACUUAUGAAGCCGGAGAUGAGGAUGAGGAUGGUGAUGUGGGAGUUGAGACAGCAGCGGAGAAUGUAGUGGCUCAUCCCUCGACCAGUCAACCGAUGAACGUGCCACGUUUUAUGCGUGAGGUGGAUCUCGACGCCAUGCAUGCACCGGAGUUUCCGGAAUAUUCAAACAUAGGCGUUGCUAAUCCUGAGGAUGGAGAGUUUCGGAUUGGAAUGGAAUACAGUUCUAGAAAGACGGUCAUGGCAGCAAUUAGAAGUUACACUAUCACUAGAGGAGUUGACUACGACGUGUAUGAGUCUGAGCCACAGACCUUCUAUGCAAAGUGCAAGAUGUAUGCGCGUGGCUGCGAUUGGCUUAUCCGAGCCAGCUUGAUAAGGAAAAAAUGUUGUUGGGAGAUACGCAGAUACAACGGUCGGCACACGUGCUCAAUGGGAGUGAUUUCACAGGAUCAUUCGAAAUUGGACUCGGAUACAGUUGCGGAGGCUAUAAGGCCAUUGGUCGAGACUGACCCGUCCAUCAAGGUGAAAUCUAUAAUAGCCGAAGUCCAGUCAAGGUUCAACUAUACCAUCAGUUAUCGAAAGGCUUGGUUGGCAAAGCAGAAAUCCAUAGCAAAGGUUUUCGGUGAUUGGGAGGAGAGUUACCAAGCCUUGCCAUGGUGGCUCUCGGUUAUGGUUCAGAAGAUGCCUGGGUCAGUUGUCCAAAUAGAAACACGACCACUGUUCAACGGGAAUGAGGAGGCGCAAGGGGUAAAAAUACUCCAUCGCGUAUUCUGGAGUUUCAAUCCAUGUAUUAGGGCAUUUAGGCAUUGUAAGCCCCUAGUUCAGGUUGAUGGCACACACCUAUAUGGCAAGUACAAAGGUACACUUCUGGUCGCUGUUGCACAAGACGGGAACCAGAACAUUGUGCCUAUCGCUUUUGCCUUGGUGGAAGGGGAGACAGCCGACGCGUGGCACUUCUUUCUGAGGAAUCUGCGAAUGCAUGUUGUAAGAAAAGAUGGUGUGGGAAUGAUCUCAGACCGGCAUGAGUCAAUUCGGGCAGCAGUGAAUCGUUCCGGAGGUGACUGGCAACCUCCAAGAGCAUGGUGGAUGUUUUGUAUAAGGCACAUCGGCAGCAACUUCCUACGAGCAUUCAAAGUCCCUCACUUGCAAAAGCUUGUGGUCAACAUCGGGUAUUCAAGAACGGUGGAAGAGUAUAACAUCAACUAUAAAAGGUUGGAAGAGCGAGGCGAGGCAUAUGCCAGGUGGUGCGACGACAUCGGACUUAGACAUUGGGUACUGGCGUUCGACGAGGGACAUCGAUGGGGCCAUAUGACGACGAACCUUGUCGAGUGCAUUAACUCAGUGUUAAAGGGUGCCCGUAAUUUACCUGUGUUGGCACUAGUCCGAGCAACAUAUUGUCGGCUAAAUGAACUUUUUACGCGGAAGAGUGCCGAGAGUCACGAACGCAAGCGUGCUGGAUUUACCUAUUCCGCAUUUGCACAACAGCGGAUUGAGGCAAAUAUGCAUCAGGCUGGGAAUAUAGUUGUGCACCGGUUUGACAGACGGAAUGAGCGUCUCGAUUGGCAGCUGUAUGUGCAUGAUGUGUACAAGAUGACAGAGAUCCGUAAGGUAUAUAGAUUCGAGUUCACACCGUUAGGUGAUGCCGAGACAUGGCCUGAUUAUGAGGGACCCACAUUGGUCGCUAAUCCUGCCCUGAGGCGAACGUCGAAGGGUCGCCCGAAAUUGACCAGAUACUUGAACGAAAUGGACUCACGCGACAUGCGUGGUCCUCGGAUAUGUCGUCUCUGUGGUGCUCAGGGUCAUAGUCGGAGUCGAUGUCCUCAGCGUCCUGGACCGAGUGGUGCGGGAGUUUAG